AGUGCCUGCGACCGCCAUGCUUGCGCUCGGCGAGGGCUGCUGGCAAGCCCACAGCGGCGGCUCGAGCUGCGAAAAGCCAAGCCCUCGACCCGGACUCGCCUUCGCGCCUACUCCCAAGACGCCCUAGGCCUUCUUUGUUUCUACGGGGAAUCGUGCCGUCGCCUUCGCAGCUCAGCUCGGGAAUUUAGGCCGUCGCUCUGAGAGAGGAGUUACACGCUGCAAUGCUGAGCUUCGGAGGUCACCGGUAAGGGGGCGGCCGAGCCUGCAAAGUGGUGGGGCGGCGGCGGCGGCGGCGGCGGGAGCGGGAGGCGGCCCUCCUCCUGCUGCGGCGAUGCCCUGAUCCAUGGUGCAGCUGCCCCAGGCCCCGGUCAGCCACAGCAAGGGGUCCUCAUCUUCGGUGUACCGGCGCUCUGUCGUCAACGUCUCGCUGCCCAACGCCGCCAACGCCGCCGGAGGCUGCGAGUCCUGGGAGGACGCGCAGCACAUCCUAUGGCAGGGCGCCCAGAUCUGCUUCGCGGCGGCGUUCCUGGUGCCGCACCGGUUCUCGCUGUCGUCGCUGGUGCUGCGUUGGCUGCUGACGCUGAGCUUCGCACUGACCAGCAUCUGGGCCGGCCUGGUGGUGUGCGCGCCCGACGUUCUCGCUUGGCACCUUACCUGCCUGCUGGUGAACGCGGCGCACGCGCUGCGCCUGGCCUGGCGAGCGCUGCCACCCCGAAUGCCGACGCACCUGAGAACCCUCUACGAGCGCAUGUUCCUGCCCUACCAGGUGAGCAAGAAUCGAUUCGUGGACCUGACACGUGCUGCCGAAGUGGUGCACCUGGCCGCCGAACGGAGGUACGCCACAGAGGGCGUCACCGCGGCCGACCAGCGGGUGUCCAUACUGCUAACCGGCAGGCUGCAAGUGACCUGCGAAGACGUAUUGCUCCACUACGUAGAACCCAACGAAUUCAUCGACUCUCCAGAAUACGAGUCCUGUCCUAUAGGUAGUGAUAAGUUAUUUCAGGUGACCAUCACGGCGCUGGAGCCGUGCACCUACCUGACGUGGCAGCGGCGGCGGCUGCAGCUGCUGCUGCGCGCCCACCCGGUGGUGUCGGCCGUGCUGCACAACCUGGUGGGCCGGGACAUCGCGAUCAAGCUCUACUCGCUCGCCGAGUUCCACCAGCUGGGCACCGACGGCGUGCCACUGCCCACGCGCGACGUCAGCCCCGACUGGGGCAAGCAGGUGCCUCGCAGCCUCAGCCUGGACGCCGUGUACACGGGCCCCGGAGGCAGGCUCCGGUCGACCGCGUGGCACGCGGCCCGCGAGGCCUCCCGGCGGGUUGUCGACGCCUCCCUCGCCUCCUCCUCGCAACUCUCCUACGCAACCGGCCGUGCCCCCGAGCCACCUCCAGUGCACACGAAGAGGAUCCGCCCCAGCCCGCGCCCUAGUCCGCGCCCGAGUCCGCGUGCAUCGCCUCGUCGCUCCUUGGUGCGGUGCGGCCGACGGGGUAAAGUGACCACCAGCCUGGUUCCCGCCGCCAUCGGCACCGUGUCUGAAACGCCGCUGUAGAGAAAGAACGCUUCGUGCACCCGCUGCAGCUGGUGUCGCUAUCGCUGCUUCGCUGCUGCUGCUGCUGCUUCAUGCUUCGAUAUAAGCAGCGCGCUUUCGUGCUUGUGUUCUGCUGAUGCUGGCUGGUGCUGCCUGAGCUUCCGGUGUGUGCCCGCGGCCGUCGUCGUGUGCGCAUAGUGCGGCUGGCUGUGAGCCCCGGAAGUGAUGUCGCCGUAGCUCCAGGUGAACCGUGCUCAAAACCGCAGUGAACGAAACGAAAAAGAAAAGCGGUCGCCCGUUUCUCCGGCCUUCGUCGCAUGGGUGGCGAGUGGCGUACGUGUUCGUCACUAAACAUCGCUCAGCGCUUUCCUUGUUUCUCUUUUUGUUCGAGUCACACGAUUCCACUGACUUUUUUUUUUUUUUUUUGCUUAUCUUCCAACGACAUAUCAUGAUUGCCACCGCUGCCAUUGUGGGUCGACUGCAUAUCUUCAGUAUAUCUCCAGAUGAAAACGGCAGUGUGCCAGCAGAGGCUAGCAGUGCAUGCCAAAAGGCAACAAAACCAUUCCGAUGUAUUGUUUAGAACUUGCAAACGCUCUGUAGAUACGUCGAUAACGUGGGAGCAAGGACUUACUAAGCGUAGCGUUCAAACCGCGAGCCAGCCUUUCCGCGCGAGAAAAGAAUGCAAGUGUUUCGGUAGUUGCUUCCACUGCGUCACCUGUGCACAUGGUGCCAGAUAGCGAGUCGAGUCGUACCCUUGUUGAUGUGGUGUGGAAGGUGUGCGCCUCCCACAGUGCUUGUCGAGCGCCAGUGAACCUAACACGAAGCCAACCGAGCAAGGGCAGGCGUUUUCAUUUUUCUUUUUAAGGCCUUACGCACUUUGUCAGCGCUGAGACCCGAUAACGUUGCAACCCUAUAGCAGCCGGAACCAAAAAAAUUAAUAACUUUUUUGUAGUAACAGCUCUCCAAGCGCUUGUAUGAGCACUUAGAGAGUUAAGACGUCAAUAUUACUGACACUUAAUUCAUGACUGCAUGUAAGUUUAAAGAAAAACAUUACUGUUUCGUAUCCGGCCACUUGCUCACGCAAACCCGCAUACUUUUGACGAUGUCGUGCGGGUAGAAUAAGAACGUUAUUUUAAAUUCACUAUGGUAACACAAACGCCACCGCCAUGACAUUGCACAAGAAGCGCAGCUGCAAACGUUUAAAACGCAACUAUGUAUCAUGUUCGUUUCUUUGUGCCGAACAGUUUAUUCUUCGUUACGUUGCAUUAUAGCUAUAUUUACAUGAGGCCAACAAAGACUGGUCAAGUCGGCUUGUCGGUCUGAAACCCGGCCAUCGGGUUCAUGUAAGCGCUAGCAGGUCGAGUCGAGUGGGCGUCGCCGCGAUUUCGGUCAAUCAUGGUCUGCAAGGGCUCCGUUGACUCGCCCAAUCCGCUCGGCUAGAAGCAUGUAAGCGAGGUCGAGUCGGGCUGGAUCAGCUCCACUUAUGACUCGACUGGCUUGCGUCGAGUUCGUGUAAACAAAGCUAUCGAAUACAGGAGAAAGUCCGCUAUGAAAAUAUCUUUAUAAGACGAGAACUUUCACUGCUUAUUUUGUUGCUCUCCGCAGCCCGCGAAAUACAAGUGCGACUAACUACAGAUGCGCUGACGCAUGUAUCCUUUUUUUUUGUCUUUAAAAAGAAGAAUGACAGACCGAACAAAUUCAAACAACUGUUUAAAUAAAGUUUCUAGUUAAAUGUUCAAAGGCUUUCAAGAACUGAACGAGCUCUACAGGCAGUGCCGCUGUAGAAUCGUCGCUACGCAAGCUCAGCCUAAGGCACUCACACUCUUGUCAUGAAACUGAGAGAGCCGAUCACUCGAUUUAGCGUUCAACUUCGACCAUAAACGCCUACAUAAUCAUAUAAAGCAUAAUCACAACAUAAACAUAAUCAGCGCAACAACAUCAAUACCAACAUAAUAAUCGAUGUAAAGUUUUUUUAAAUUUUUAUUAUCCGUGAAUAGGAUGUAACUCAAGAACAUUUAUAACCCUUUGCGGUUAAACAAAGCGCCACAAGAUGCCGCCAUCAGCGCUGAGGCUGUAAUGCGGCUGCAGUCCGCAUCUCCGGUGUUUCGGUAUUCCACAAAAGAUACUACCAAUACAAGAACCUAAAUCCUCCUAUACUGCGUUCUGAGGCGCUAUCACGUAAAGCCAUUCCAAACUUUUCCAUUCCAAUUCUGCAAUCAGCCCUCCGCGAUUGGACAAAAACUUUUUUGGACCCCCCCUACUUCCCCUGUCUUUCACGCAACGUAACGAAAACCGCGAUAGCUCCCCAUCUGAUAUGGUGUGUACACAAUAAUAAUAUAUGGGGUUUUACGUGCCAAAACCACUUUCUGAUUAUGAGGCACGCCGUAGUGGAGGACUCCGGAAAUUUCGACCACCUGGGGUUCUUUAACGUGCACCUAAAUCUAAGUACACGGGUGUUUUCGCAUUUCGCAUUUGGCCCCGUCGAAAUGCGGCCGCCGUGGCCGGGAUUCGAUCCCGCGACCUCGUGCUCAGCAGCCCAACACCAUAGCCACUGAGCAACCGCGGCGGGUGGUGUGUACACACUUCGCCCACUUCACCUGCCUGUCACGCGACGUCACAAAACCGCAAGAACUCACCGCGUCAAAGCGACGUGUGCGCGUUAAAAAUGCACUAAUAUGCCGAACAAAACUGAAUUUUCUUCUGAAUAGCCGCAGGCUGCCCCAUUCCGAAAGGAAUAAAAGAUGGCUGCCGCCGUUCACUCAGGCACUGGCUACUGGCAUGUGCCGGAGAGCACGGGUUUAUUUGCAUAUAUUAAACCUUCUUGCGUGGCCAUGUAACGUUUUCGAACACUUUCGGCACGCUUACGAUCUCGCUCUGCCAACUCUUCUUUGCUGAGGAUCCGUUUUAGCGAUAUUAGCCUUCUGUUGCAAGCCGCCGCGAUUUUCGACCAGCCACCGCAAGCUAAGCAAGGGAAAGUGGACCAAUGGCAGAUGGCAGCACCACCCUCUUCAUCCGGUUAUCUAUUUUUAGUACUCUGACUCAGCCGCAUCGAAACCCUCUCCAUUUGAGAGUGCUCCUCGCCUCCAGACAGCGUACUGCAAACGAAAAACCACUCGAUGUAGGCAAUGUUAUUCGCUUUGAAAGCAAGCAAAAGUGUCCUCCUAUAAACGAGCAGAGCGUUUGAUUGGGCUGCUCAGGCAACGCUGCGGGUCACCGCCCGAUGCUUGCGUCGGCGGUUACGCAAAUUUGACGUCAAGCGAUUGGAAUAAAACACAAUGGAAUAGUUUUACGUUAUAGAGCCCCUGGUUGUAGUCUACUGCGGUCAGCGAAAUUUUGGUUUGGCAUGCAAAAAGCCGGCGUUCCUUUGUGCUUCUUUUUUUGUAGUCGACUGACAGAAAAUAGAUAUGGCAGAAGGAGACAUUAAUCUUCGGUACAACCAAGAGCCGUGCCAUACAUACGCAUCGUCCUCCGUGGAUACUUUUGCACUAGGGUGUAGUCAUACGCCGAAAUCUCGCUCGGCAGGGCGUACCGACAGUAGUCUACCAUUCUCUGUUGCUGCCGUAGUUGCUAUAGGAGAAGCAAAGAACAUCGAAAUCAAUUGCGAAUUAAUUUCGAUGUUCUUUGCUUAGGCUGCUCUUGUUGUGCGACCUCGUGCGGACAGCUCAGUUUGCAUACUUCAUAGAUGCGCUAUAAGUUUUACUUCUAUAUAUUUUUUAUGUCACAGAGAUGGGGCAGCCACUGUUAGAUUCCGAGCAAGUGCCUCUCUCCCUGGCUUCAAGGCAAUUGAGUGAAAGUUGGAGACGGAUGCUACUCAUAAAGUUCCAACCUAUGACGCAAAAAAAAAAAAGACAGUGCAGUUUGCUUGUUUUUAAGUCUUCAUCUACGAACAUUCUUAUCCAUUUCAAAUUCAAAAUCAAUCAGGAAAGAGAGCGGAUUGAGGGAGGCGGCAUUGGGUCUGCACGUCUCAUCUUAGACUGGAUUCACGAGUUGGUUCCUUCAGCUGCACACGCGUGUGCCUGAUGUCAUAGUACAUUGAGACAAUAUAUAUAAAGGAGAACGGGGUCUGGUAGGGGCGAGGGUAGCUCAGUACUCGGCAGCGAAUUCUAAGUCUCCAGGAAGAAAUAAAGGAAACGGGGUGCUUCAGUGAGCCGUGACGUUUUCUCUGAAGGUAGCUGGGACAGUUUUCAGCUUCGGUAGCCGAUAGUUUUCUGCACAUCAGCAAACAACAUAGACACAGUGGCAUGAGGACGAGCACGGCACAGUGCUGAAGUAGCGACAAAAUUUAUGUUCGACUUGGGGCACAAGUGUAAACCGUGAAUAAGAAUGUUUAAAAAUAAGGAUGCUCAUACACAUAUAUGUGCAGCCUCCUUUGACCAAUACUGUUGAGAAAGUAAUCUUUUUUUGUAAUCGUUUGUUAAGGCGACUGAUAGGCCAAUCACAGAACCGCCGCGGUAGCUUAGUGGCUUUGCGUUGCUAAGCUUAAGGUCGCGGGUUCGAUCCCGGCCGCAGCGGCUGCCUUUCGUUGGGGGGCGAAAUGCGUUCGUGUACUUUGAUUGAAAGAGAGGAAAAAAAAAAAACGUUCGUGAACUUUAAGUGAAAGUUAAAGAAGCACAGGUGGUCAAAGUUAACCCGUAAUACCUAACUACGGCGUGCCUUCUAAAUAUAUCGUGGUUUUGUAACGUAAAACCACAGAAUUUAAUCUAAAUUUUUAUGGCCGAACACACACUGCUCGCUGUUUUCUUCAAUGGCAAAGUCGUCUGAUACGUCACACGCCAUUUUAUCACAUUUCUUGUGGUUUCGGCAGCUUCAAUAACAAUAUUAUGCAAUUAAAUGACGAAUUACAUUUGCCUUGUCAACCAUUGUUGGUAUAGCCCAGGAUUGUGUCGUGUUGUUUCUGGUGCGUUAGCACCUACGUUGUUUGCUGAUUCAAAGAGAAGAAGCGGAACAGAGCGGGCUGGGUCGUCGUCAUACGAGGGAAUAUACGAUUUACUGAAGUAACUGUUUACAAAAAGCAUCGUUUUUUUAUUAUUGUUAUUAUCUGUGUGUGACGCACGUUUCAAGUGAGGUGAAGUGUGCGAACCUCACUGAAGAAUCUAACGGCAUGUGAACACCCCGCUCAGACAAUCUCAGCGGCACCACGUGGUGACGUGAUUGCUCUAUAACGCCCGUGUCAGAACCAGAUGUGAGUUUAGAGAGUGCGUGUGCGUGUUUUGUCUGAACUGAGGUUGUGAAAGUCGUAGCUUGAUUAGAUAACUUAUCUCUCUUUUCUUUCUUCUUAUGGUAGUGCAACGUAGUAAAUCGAAGUAAAGACGGGUGUAGUGCGCGUUCUUUCUUUUUCAUUUUUCGGUAGAGUUUGACUUUUUACCAAGUCAAGUUUGUUUGCUGUUCAUACAGCAGUAGUAGUCAAUAAGAAGAAACGCAAGCAAAUCACGUGACUAACCAAGAAAAGUAGGGACAUCCGCGGUGAUGUGAUUAUGUUUCACAAAAUAUUUUCCCGAAACGGGACUUUUAGCCGUCUUUCAUGUGACUAUGCGAGACAGAAAAAUUAUUUUCAUUACCGCCAUUUAAUCCUCUCAAAUCUCUUUCUUUCGACCUGCUGCAAUACCACCGUUAAACAAAUGGCGGUAGAGCAAAAGGAACUUCGAAGACUUGCACGAAUGAAAAUGAUUAAGCUACGCAUAAAAAUUGUCAGUCCCAUCAAAAGAUUCGCUCCAUAUUUUUAUUUGUUUAUUGUUUGCUUCAGCUCAGUGCGAAUGAUUCAGCCAGCCUUCUUGUUUCACAACGCCAGCGUGCAAACAGAAAGAAAGAAAGAAAAAAGAAAGAAAGAGAGAAAGAAAGAAAGAAAGAACAUGAGUAGAAGUGUUCUGGAGUAGAUGUAGAUGCGUCGGAAGAUAUGCAAAGAACACGCGCUAAGCGAACGAAUCCGUCUGCUGCGAACGUUUCGAAAACCAAACUCGUCUUCGCCAUACGCUGUACCUACACCUGUCAUGCUUGACGUGGUUUGCUAGAACGCUGUAUACAUAGGGAAGAGAAGAUGAACAUACUGCAUGAGAAAUUUAUACUUUAGACAUAGGUGGUCUUGUCACAACAAUAGAAAACGACGCCCAACAAUUGUAUUUUUCGCAAAAACUUAUUUGGCCUUUUUUUAUCACAUCCGCCUUUUUUUUUUUUACAAGACGCAAUGACUCGAUUAGUUUCACAGCGACAAACCGCGCGUUUUCAUAUGUACGUCAGACGACAUAUUCACAAAAAAAGCGUCGCGACGUUCGCUUCUUUAAUCACACUUUAGCAUGGAACGGAACGCACGAACUUCGCUUCGUGCCAGCCGAUAGCACAUUUGCUUGCUCGCCGCACUAGAUCUGCACUGCUUUCCUGACAAUUUCUGCACAAUUCUGCAAGAACGCCUGCCUCAGGCACGUGGAAAGAAACGUGCAUAGAGGGGUGUCUAUGCUGUAAACACCCCCCUUUCUCGCACUUAUCAGUUCUUUAGAGUUCCGUUAACAUCCUUUAUGAGUAGAAAAAUAAAUGUAUCUGGAUUUUACAGCUCUAAGUAGGAUAAGAUAAGAUAUCCUUCUACGAUGGCGCGUACCACUGUGGGGACUUCGCCAAGAUUUGGAUGGACAAAAUGGCUUCUUUUUCUUUCUCGUUCUCUCUGUCGAACACGGAUCCCCUAGACUGUAUUAGGCACUCCGAGAUACAUGGUGCGUGCUCUAAUCAGCACUUAACGCACGCAGCAAUCACCUUCGCUCUGGCACAAUUCUGAAACUUGGCAUCAUUUAUUUGGUCAAUUCAUACGACGCAAGCAAAUGGGAGAGGAAGAAUAAAGAUCCAAGAAUACGUCGGAGAUGCUACGGAUAGCAUGAAAACACCAUAAAGAAGAGGGAAAACAAAACGGUAACGCGGUGAGGCUAAGCAGUCGUGGUGAAAUUGCCGACGGUAUUCGAAAUGAUAUGGAUACUGCCGAAUUUGCCGUCUGUGUGUAAACCAUACGUUUUAAUUAAAAAAAGAAAAUACGUCGGUCUCUUUGAAGAGAGUCUAGCUCCAUAGCAUUUGCAGAAUUAGCACCACCCUGCCUCAUUUUCUCUCUCAUCCUCCCCUUAACCGUCGGCUUCCUGACCGAUUCCCCGUAGAGGGGAAGAACCACGGAACAAGAAGCAAGCAAGGAAGCAAGUAGUUGUGAUAACAUGCGCAUUGCAUUGUGUUCUACCGGAGUCAUCAAUUGAGAGAAAGAGAACACAAGGAAGCCAUUCACGCUCGUGUAAAUCUGCUCACACGCAAAAAAAUAAUAGAUCCACGAAGACAUCUUCCAUGUGGUGCCUUGCCUAUCAGCUUAUGUUCGACAGAGUUAGUAAGCGUUUGAAAGAUCUUUAGGAAGUGUCUGAAACUUAUCGAGACACACUUCACAUAAUCGGCCUGUCCGUAUAGGGCGUACCCGCAGAUUCUUAUGAUUAAAAUUAUAUUUCUAGACUUUGCACAUGUACAUAAUCUGCCUAAGUGAUCCUGUUAUUGUGUAGUUUAGAGGCAGUCCUACAUGCACAAAACAAUAUCCCAAGUGCUCGUAGACAUUUCCAGUUCCAUCACGCGCCUUCAUGCGCACGUUCUAUAGGCCUUUUCUUUCUUAUUUUUUUUAAACAGCAUGGACACAACAGCAUUGUCAUCCUUGUGCGAGAUGCUUUCCCGCGCGUUCGGCAUGCUCCAUCGGUUUAGAAGCAUGCGUUUUUGUGCUCUGCGAAAUCACCGCAAGUGAAGCCCCGAGUGGCCCGACAGAUAUCAGGUUGACUCUAUUCGUUAUAAACAACGAUUUUAUUGGCGAUAAGCCGAGCGUCAUGAUGCGAGAACAAAAGCACAACAAAAGGAUUGCAGGCGGCGAAUAACACACGGGACGGGUAACGUCCGGUCUUAAAUUCUUUUCUCCCUCUUUUUUGUCGUCUACCAACUAGCACGUUUCGCACAUCUGUUGCGAUAGAGAUGGCAUAGAAGAGUAAGAAGUGACAAUAUCGGUGCAUGCUUUCUUACACACUUAGUGAUGCCGUGUUUCGUAAUUAUCGUGCAGUUCUACUCGUUAAGUGUUUAAGCAUACCCGUACAAUAGCUGCAACUUCUCUACCGAAAAGCAGGAGCUACUGUUUAACGUCUUAGCCAAUAGAACCUUAAGUGUACGCGUACGGCAACACUUCCAAUGGUAAACCACCCUCCCGAAAAUUCCGCGCUAAAAUAUAUAUACAGGGAAGAAUUUCUCCACUCAACAAAUUAUUUCAUGUGCUUAGAAUAUUUUUUACCUUUCCUAAAUGGUUGUGCGUCGCCUUUGAAUUUCUCACUUUCUCAAUAAUUCGCCCACACAUAGACCGAAGGAAAUAUGCUUUUUUGUUAACCUUCGCUCACACAUUUUAUCGACUUUGUUUGUCCGGAACAAAUUGUCUACAAGAAAUUAGGCUGGCGUGUGAGAGACUAGUAGUCUACAAUAAUUUUUUUGUAGUGUCUCGGAUAAUUAUUCGGCAUGACACUGUCAGAAAAGCUAGUGAACAGCUCCCGACCGUGGCUCCCAGGGGUCUAUUGUAUUUAUUGCUAUUUGUAUCAGCGACCGACUGUCGCCUUUCGGGGUCGAGUGCGAACCACAACGGUUCGGGACGAGGGCAGAGCUUCUUACAAGAGGGGCUUCAGAGCGGUAGCGUCAUGUAGGAGGGACCUUAGCGACAGCAAUGGCAGUCUGUCGCGGUUACCGUGUUCACCAAUCGUCACCUUUGUCCCCCCCCCCCCCCCCUUUCUCUCCAUGUAGCCGUGACCCAAGAAGAACCGGAGAGAAGGAAGAGAGUCAAGGUGGUCGCUGCGGCAGGAGCCGCCAAUGUAGAGGCAUAGCCUCUAUGUAUGGGCCUAACGCAGCCAACACCCUGGUUCUGCAGAGACUCGACGACGUGAUUCCGUGCGCUUCGCGCUACUUAGUCCCUCUGGAACAACAUGUGUUGCUCUUGUGCCUGCGUUCCUCUCCAGUAUAUGCCUCGUGAAGCCGCUUGGUUUGCUGAUACGAAAAGGAAAACGCCAAAAGGGCCGCUUCUAGAAGCAGUGCUCGGUGUUUACGCGCUCGUAAGUUGUGCGUGCGUUGCGACGAGCAGUUGCUGCGUGCAGCCUUACGCGACCAAGACGGCUGGAGCACGACACACGUUUGGCAAUAGCAAAUGGCAACUUCACUCGAGCGAUGGCAACGAGUACACAGAAGUGUGUUGAUGUUAUCGCGACUGUCAUGUCGGUGAACUAAUGGCAGGGUGAAUAGUGGCUCCUUAACUCGAGCUGCUUAGCUCAAUCAGCGCUGAAGAAGUUGUGAAUGACGUCAAAACAUGGCGUACGUGAUGUCACGUGCAAGAAAUUUGCACAGAGGCUUUCUUUGGCGCUCCUACCUGGGGUCAGUGCAAGUAAAAGAAGUAGGGUCAUGCGCUGAUGCCCGCUUUUUAGUAACUAAUUAAAGUAAUUAAGUAAUUUAGUAACUUGCAUUAAAAUGUGCAUUCUCUAAAAAAAAGAACUCGUGAGUGUGUCCUAAAACUUUCAACCACAGCGUAAAGCAUUCGCCCAGGUCAUUUGCACAAGUGAAGCAACGGUUCUGACCAAAUUCGAAACCGACGCCAGCGCCGCCGGAUUACAGUGUACUCACUAGCUGCAGCUUUUGUAGCACGGAAGACAACCGCGAAGCACAUCGAGUUAUUCGGCAAAAGUGUACGUAAAGAUUAGAUGCGCGAAGAUUUGCACGUUAAAACAUAAGACGGGAUGGGUGGUUCCCAUUCACGAUGACGUGGCGGAGGCAAAUGUGCAACAUCAGGCGCACGCAUAAGGAUCUCGCUGAAAAAAGUGUUUGCUAUUUUUUGCCUCCUCCGGCAAUACGUGCUUCUUUCGUUGUCGUAUGCUCCUGUCGUGCUGUACGUGUUGGGGUUCACGCAGUAACGGGUCGCAUACUUAGGAAGAGGCAUAUUUAUUAACAAGCUAAAUGCUACGAAGCGCAUGUAAGACAAGAAAGUGCUGUAAUCUCUGGAUUAUUACUCCGCCUCAAUACAAGGUAUAUACCUCUUUCCCAAAAUAAUUUUUCGAAGAAACAAAUCUCUACGAAACAUUUAGGAUAUGUUCAAACGCAAGCAUCACAUUUUUCUGGUCGCUGUGCCCGAGAUAAAUCGUGGCUACUUAGAAUCGAGUAACUGCAGCGCUUGUGCUUUGAACCAUCCGACGCAAGUCUUAAAACGUGGACAAUCCUGCAAAGCACGCCGACCUUUUAAAAAUAGCAUAAUCAAACAUAACCAAAAGAAACGGCCACUUGAUUUACAGAAGCAAUAUAGCCUUGACCGGCGAGACUGCAGUUAAUAGGAUCAGUAAAAGCCCUGGGGCGUCUGUGUAACCUGCGCACACGCUUUCCACUGAAGCGGCCCUUUUUCGCACAACUGUGGUAAAACGUGCGAGAUGAAACUUGAGAUGCGUUUGCGCUGUUUCAUGGUUCUCUACCGCUCAGCGAAACGAAAUUACACUCGCAUCGCAUACGAAUAUGCUUGUAAACAUUAGACGCAGCGUACGUUCAGGGUUUUAUACAGGCUAGUUACCAAUUAACAUUAAAGGCAUCACAGGUGCUCAUGUCUGAACACACAUGUCGCGUGUCAAACAACAUUUUGUCGUAGAAACUUCAAGUGCGAUACGUAUAAGAUUAGCGCGACUUAUAAAUGUUCAUAUCGUACCAAGGAUUGAAAGUAGCGCUCCACUUCUCAUAGCACAAAACCAUGCACAAGCAUUACGUGACACUGUUUCAAUUUAACUCGAGCCGUCCGCGGAAGCAGCAGCUCACACGAUGAGUAAUUGCGAAGCGAUCACUAUUUCGCCACAUGCUUUUCUUUGCAAUGCCGUAAAUGUGUUCCUUCACCUAUACACCGGUGGUUGUGGUAGAUCGCAGGGCGCUCUCGCUGCUCUCAGAGCGGUUAGUCGUUGUCACACUGCAGUUAUUGUGACUCUGUUAAGGGGACCGAGAACCGUUUUCUCAAGAUUGCCAUUGAAGUAGGCGACGUUCCUUCGGCGAAAGGACAAUGUUCGCCCUUGAUGGUGGGUGAUAAUUGAAUAGACACGUUAAAUUCUUUUAAAGAAAGAAAGAAAAGAAGUGGGUGGGUGGGUUGGCGGAGAGUCGGGAUUGCUGGGAAUUUGGAGUCACUGUCACUGUAAUAAUUCACAAAUGCCUACUUCCAAUAGCAACCUUAAAAACCACUCCAGGGUCUCCUUAACUUGUGUAACCAGUGUCGCCAACUUGCGUUUUGAUGAACAUGAUUAUGACUGCUGGCCACAAAUAGCUUACAGCACGGCUGUUUUUGACUGCCUUUUAAGUGCAGAACAUUUCAAGCGCGCAGGCAUUUUUUUUCUUUUUUUGAAAGCUUGGACAGGAGCAAAUUUCCUGCUGCAUUGAGUGAAACCGUAGCACCAUGCUGACUGCAGCGUUGAGUACGAGUGUUUCAGACGCCCACGCGACAGAUUUCAUCCGAGAUUCAUUAAUUACACCACACCCUCAGAAGCGCUUCUCCGAUUGCUGUAAAAAAAGAGAGGCCCGCUGUGGCCGUUAUCUCCCGCCUGCUUUUGGAAGCCGCGCCUUGCGACUGCGCUCGGCGAGCUUUUUAUUCUUGUACCACGAACGUAUUUUUGCGUUUCUGCGAGCAAUGCUUCCUGUGUGUACAAAGUUCCGAAUUUCUGUGUAUAUACCAUGUACAUUGUUUUUUGUAUGUUUGUACAUAACCAUAGCCGGGCGGCAGUGAGCUAGGAUAGUUACUGAAAUGAACAAUAAAGCGUGACUGAAAGCAUGUGACAGCUGGA
Dermacentor andersoni is the source of this 13347-nucleotide messenger RNA. RefSeq names its product popeye domain-containing protein 1-like. Lineage: Eukaryota; Metazoa; Arthropoda; Arachnida; Ixodida; Ixodidae. The record is from RefSeq and is a predicted model, not a curated record. Gene Ontology annotation, biological process: striated muscle cell differentiation; skeletal muscle tissue development; regulation of membrane potential. Gene Ontology annotation, molecular function: cAMP binding. Gene Ontology annotation, cellular component: sarcolemma.